AUGGAUAAAGGUAAUAAUAACACACAACUGGAAUUCGAAGAGGUUCUAAAUCAACAACUAGGUGAAUUUGGAAAAUAUCAAUUGAGAAAUAUAUUGCUCGUGUUGCUACCAGCUACAUUUAUGGGUUUUGUGGCAGGAGAUUACAUCUUUACAGCCGGUAAACUUCCGCAUCGAUGUGCAGUACCAAUAUGUGACGAUCUCGAACAAGAAUAUGCACCAGAGUGGAUUCUGAAUGCCGUCCCAGAAACUUCAACUGGGUUCGAUGAUUGCUUUAGAUAUGCUAAUAAAACUUACCUUCCAGACUCCCUUCCAAAUGGCACAUGCCCAGCAUCGCUAUUUAAUAGAAAUAUUGUUAUAAGUUGCGAGAGUUACAUCUAUGAGAGGACAAACACCGUAGUUUACGAUUUCGGAUUGGAGUGCCAGGAAUGGCUUAGAGCUCUUGCAGGAACGUUAAACAGCAUGGGCGCAAUGAUCGCACUUCCACUAGCUGGAGUUAUAUCUGAUUAUUUAGGCAGACGUAUUUCAGUAGUAAUUUUUGGCUUCAAUGUUGCGCUUGUUGGUUGCGUUAAAGCUUUUUCAAUAAACUACACAAUGUAUGUAACACUUCAAUUUCUGCAUACCGCUAUUGGAGGAGGACUAUACAGCGCUGGUUAUAUAUUAGCCACAGAAAUUGUUGGCUCCAGAUUUCGUAUUUAUAUUAGUGCAGUAAUGUCAUCUGCAUUCGCUUUUGGACAAGCGCUAUUAGGCUUAAUUGCUUCAGCUGAAUUAGAAUGGCGAAACCUUACUUUAAUAUUAUUUGCACCAGUAUUUAUUACUGUUUCUUAUUACUGGUUGCUAAUAGAAAGCCAUCGUUGGCUCUUAAGUAAAAAUGAAACUAAAAUAGCGACAGAGACUUUAAAACGUGCAGCGAAGUUAAAUGGAAAACAGAUAUCCGAAUCGUCUCUGAAUUUUCUUCUGACAGCCAUACCCAAACAAAAUAAGACUGAAAAGAAUAUUCAGAAUAGAAAUCUCAUCUAUCGUGUUCUGAAAUCACGAGUAAUGUUGCAACGGUGCUGCACAACACCAGUGUAUUGGAUUACAACAACAUUCAUAUACUAUGGGCUUUCCAUUAACGCCGUGAAUCUAUCAGGAAAUAUUUAUCUUAAUUAUAUACUAACAACUCUCAUAGAGAUACCCGGCUAUUGGACGGCAGUCCUCAUCUUAGACAGAGUGGGUAGAAAAGUAACAUUAUUUUCAGGUUACAUGGUCUGUGGAAUAUGUUGCUUCGCUUUCGCGUUUAUUCCAAAAAGUUUUUACGGUCUGUCACUAUUUUUAUAUUUACUAGGCAAGUAUUGUACGGGCUUGAUUUUUACAUCUCUGUAUUUAUAUACUACUGAGUUAUACCCAACGAGACAUCGGCAUUCAUUUCUGGGAUUCUCUUCGAUGUUAGGAAGAAUUGGAUCUGUGUUAGCACCGCUCACUCCUCCUCUUAUGGUGUAUUGGACUGGUAUACCGUCUGUUUUAUUUGGUGCAAUGUCAACAAUAGCAGCUCUUUUGAUUCUUACGCAACCAGAAACAAGGGGUAGAAAAAUUCCAGACACCUUUGAAGAUGCCGAAAACAUAAUGUAA
This is a messenger RNA of Parnassius apollo (apollo), 1608 nucleotides long. NCBI's taxonomy places the organism in Eukaryota, Metazoa, Arthropoda, Insecta, Lepidoptera, Papilionidae. The record is from the annotation of a GenBank genome assembly.